Messenger RNA from Penicillium robsamsonii, 375 nucleotides. RefSeq lists its product as uncharacterized. The transcript is spliced from 2 exons. Lineage: Eukaryota; Fungi; Ascomycota; Eurotiomycetes; Eurotiales; Aspergillaceae. The record is from RefSeq and is a predicted model, not a curated record. Bases 1 to 375 code for a protein of 124 amino acids.
AUGAGCAUGAGCGCAAGCGCAAACACCAGACCACCGCCUGGACCAGGGCCGUCGCAUGCCUCGCGCCGUCUUCUCAUUUUCCAGGAGACGCGCAACCCGCAGAACGUCGCAGAGACCAUCUACGUUCCCGUCAACAAACUGGGACUACCGAUUUGUGGCGAUGGGCCUGAGCUGCCUUCUAUUCUGGAGUUGCCGUUGCGGGUGCUGAGGGUAUUUACGGAUAUUUUCAAUCAGCCGAAGUAUAAGGGGUGGGCUGUUGUCUCUGCAGGUCCGUAUCAUGAUAUCUCAGAAGAAGGGAAAUUUUAUGCUGUGGUUUUGGAGCAGACGCAGAAUACUUCGGUGCAUGCGCAUGAGACUCAUAUGGGGACUCCUUGA